Molecule: messenger RNA, 768 nt
Organism: Sarcophilus harrisii (Tasmanian devil)
Lineage: Eukaryota; Metazoa; Chordata; Mammalia; Dasyuromorphia; Dasyuridae
Product: retinal homeobox protein Rx-like
Exons: 3
Coding region: 1-768 (255 amino acids)
Biological process (GO): regulation of transcription by RNA polymerase II
Molecular function (GO): RNA polymerase II transcription regulatory region sequence-specific DNA binding; DNA-binding transcription factor activity, RNA polymerase II-specific
Source: RefSeq, a predicted model, not a curated record
AUGGCCCAGACUCCCGCCGGUCUGUGGCUGCUGGGCCCAGGGGGGCCUCUCACCCUGCUUUGUGUGUCUCCCCCUCUGCUGCAUCCACCUUUCCAGCCCCAACUAGGGGUGGACCACCUGGCAGCAGAGCCGUGGGGGGCCAACCCGUACCUGCCAGCCCCGCGGAACCGAGUUGCCUUCACCAAGCCGCAGCUGAAAGCCUUGGAAUGGGCCUUCCAGCAGAGCCCGUACCCGGACCAGGGAACCCGGCGGCAGCUGGCCGGCCUUCUCCUCCUGCCCGAGGCCCGAGUCCAGGUGUGGUUCAAGAACCGGAGAGCUAAACUCCGCCGGGGACAGCGGCUUCAGCAGCCCAAGGAGCAGAGAUCCCUGGCCCCGGAUGGGACCAAAGUGGCCGCCUGCCCACGUUCAGAGUUUCUGCCCACUGCUUCUGGUACCAGACCCCCAACUCCUGCCCCAGAGCUCUUCCAGAGACCCAAAAGUCAGAGCCAGGGCUGUCAGGGGCCUCCGGGUUCUCCAUGGAGUGGAGGUCUAGGCCUGGGCUGGGGCGUCCCCUGGACGUGGAUGGUGACUCCCAGAUGGGGGACCCUUCCUUCUCACUGGUUCUGCUCACCCCCUGCUCAGUCUUGGUCUGGCCUUCCUGCUACCUACUCCCCCCUCUAUGGACUAGCCAUGGGUCUGAGACCCAACCUGACCAACCAUCCAAUCAACAGCUAUUUCUUAUGUCCCCCCUUCGUGCCUGGGUCUGUGCUCAGUGACAUGGUGGGCUAA